AUGAACAACAAAAAGAAGGUGAAGCCAGACAAGAAUUCGUACGGCGCUUUGAACCUUCCUCAAGAAUUGAUUCCAAGGAUCAUUGCUCAUCUGAGUGUGAAGUACAUAAAGAGAUUAAUGAGGUGUAACUCCCUUCUCUACACAAAGCUAAGAAACGACUUCUCACUGUGGAGGCUCUUUACGUCUGGGAGAUAUCCUUGCGUUUCCGGAUACAUCAGUGAGAUUAGGAACAAAUACACGCUGGUGAAAAACAUAUCUCGCUCCAGAAACGAAAGAAGUGUUGAUUUUGAGACAAAGCAGUCUGAUCUCACGUAUAUGCAGAUAGACCGGGACAAGGUGAUAUGCUCUUCGGAUGAUCAGACCAUAAAGAUAUUUGGGAUGGAUGGAAGGCUCGUAAGAACAUUCAUUGGGCACAAAGGAGGUGUGUGGACCUUCAUGGUCAACAGCAAGUUUCUUGUGAGUGGAAGCACAGAUAAGACGGCGCGGAUCUGGGACUUGCAUACUGGGUGCACGCUUUGCGUCCUUGUUGGGCACAAGUCUGUUGUCAGGUCUCUGAAGAUGUAUGAGGACUAUAUUGUAACUGGAAGCAGAGAUUCGGAGAUAAGGGUCUGGAACUUCAGUGGGACAUGUCUUAAUGUGCUCAAGGGCCAUACGAUGAGUGUUAGGUGCAUGGACAUAAAUGAGGCCUAUCUUGUGAGCGGGUCCUACGAUGGAAGUGUUGCUCUAUGGGACUACAGAAAGGGAAGGCUCCUGAGAUAUUUAAAAUCACAUUCACUUAGAGUGUAUUCUGUUUCUCUCUCGUCGAACUAUGUAGCCUCUGGAAGCCUCGACUCCAGUGUGCAUGUCUCGUCUCUCGAUGGAAGGCUUCUGUGCUCAUACAAAGUCCAUCGGUCGCUGGUGAUCUGGCUCAAAUUUGUGGGAAAUGGGCGCUAUCUACUCAGCUCUGGAGCAGACGGGAUUUUGUGCAAGUGGGAUAUACUAGAAAAUGCUCUUGUGUACAAGAUCGAGGAGAACGGGCAUAUAACGGCACAGGCGGUGAUUGAAGACCUGCUGAUAGUUGGAACGAAGAGGGAGGUGAAGAUAUAUAAUCUGUUUAGUGGAAGAUUUAUCAGAACGCUGUUUUCUGCCUCCUCUUUAAUAAGUAAGGUUGAGGUAUCUGGAAGAUGCAUAUCUAUCGGAUACUAUUCGGACUCUGGUGCUUGCAGGCUCAUAGUGUUUAACUAUUAA
Encephalitozoon hellem ATCC 50504 is the source of this 1227-nucleotide messenger RNA. RefSeq names its product WD40 domain-containing protein. Lineage: Eukaryota; Fungi; Microsporidia; Unikaryonidae. The record is from RefSeq and is a predicted model, not a curated record. The transcript has a single exon. Gene Ontology annotation, molecular function: protein binding. The coding region runs from base 1 to 1227 and encodes 408 amino acids.